CCAUGACACUGUUUUCCUCACUUUUCCCAGAAAAUUCUUCCGAGAAAACCACGCACUUCUUCACUAUAAUGCAUUCACCUCAUUCCCUUCUCAUCUGGGUCAUCAUCUUCAUAAUCUCCUUCUUCAACCUCCAUUUUCCCUCGUUUUCCCACCCUCCAAACAACAAAAACAUAACCCUCUUCGGCGACGCUUUCUUUCGAAAUUCCUCCAUUACUCUCACUCAAGAACUCUCCGCUUGCCUUUCUUCUUCUUCUUCUUCUUCUUCUACUCCUUCUUCCGCUUUCUAUGGCGUCGGAGGAGCUCUCUACGCCAACCCAAUUCGAUUCGUCGACUCUGAAACCAACGACACCGUGUCUUUCUCCUCCGUCUUCUCCUUCUCCAUCUCAACCUCUCCGCUCUGCUCCUCCGGCGACGGCAUCUCCUUCCUCAUAGCUCCGAAUGACGAUUCUUUCAGCUCCUCUAAAGGUCACAUCGGUCUUCCAAGACCGGCUUUCGAUUUUCAAGAUUCGUUCUUUGCUGUAGAGUACGAUACCAGUUUCGACCCUCUGCUCGGAGACAUUAACGGAAACCAUAUCGGGAUCGACCUCAACAGUGUCGUUUCAGUCACCUCCGUCGAUAUCACCCCGAGAGGUGUGGAUUUGACAAGUGGGAAAGUGAUAAGGACUUGGAUUGAGUACAGAAACCCCAUGAAGAUGAUUCGGGUUUGGAUUGGAUACUCUCCCGUACGGCCUCCGAACCCAUCUCUGGUUGCCAGAAUUGAUCUCUCUAGUCUACUCAAGGAGUUUAUGUACGUUGGUUUCUCUAGUUCGAAUGGCCAAGGCUCUGCACUCCAUGUGGUUGAUAAAUGGCGUUUCAAGAUUUUUCAUAGCUCACUUGUUCCUAUGGAUACUGUUGAAGAAGGAGAUUGUUUUAUAUGCUCUCCAGAAGACUCGGUUAUGGAAAAUAACAAUGAGAGUUUCUUUGAUGGAAGUAAACUGAAGGUAGGAGAGAUUGUUCUUGGUGUGGGAGGCUUAUCUGCGUUUGUCGUUUCCAUUUUUGCCAUUGUUGUUGUGAUAAGCUUCAUAAAGAUAAAGAAGAGAAAACUUGUUGCCAAAACCAGAGUGGACAGUUUUGCUAGAAGGAUUCAAACCAAUAGAGUCCCAGCAAGAUUGUCGCUCGAAGAAAUUAAAUCAGCUACGAUGGGUUUCGAUCGAAACCGAAUCGUCGGGGAAGGAGCCUCUGCAACAGUCUAUAAAGGGUCUCUUCCAUAUGGUGAAGUUGCUGUGAAAAGGUUUCAACGAGUUAGUGGGAUUGAUUGUUGGCGCAAUCCUUUCACCACCGAGUUUGCCACAAUGGUCGGUUGCUUAAGGCACAAGAAUCUGAUUCAACUUCAAGGAUGGUGUUGCGAGGGAUCUGAGUUAGUUCUGGUUUAUGAGUACAUGUCAAAUGGAAGCCUUGACAAAGUUCUCCACAAGAAAACUAAGUCGGCCAUAGUCCUUUCAUGGAUGCAGAGACUGAAUAUAGUUCUUGGGGUCGCUUCUGCUCUUGCUUAUCUGCAUGAAGAAUGUGAGAGACAAAUAAUUCAUAGAGAUGUUAAGGCUUGUAACAUUAUGCUAGAUGAAGAGUUCAAUGCCAAACUUGGUGAUUUUGGUCUGGCGGAAGUGUAUGAACACAGUGCUCACACAAGAAACGCCACCAUACCGGCCGGAACAAUGGGAUAUCUUGCUCCCGAAUAUGUCUACUCAGGCGUGCCUACUUCGAAAACGGAUGUGUACAGCUUUGGCGUGGUUGUUUUAGAGUUGGUAACCGGGCGGAGGCCUGUGGAUGAACAUGGAACGGCGGUGGUUGAUUGGGCGUGGGAUAUGUGGCAGAGAGGAAAAUUGAUUGAUGCUGCUGAUGUGAGGCUGAAGGGAAAAGUUAACAGUGAGGAGUUGAUGAGGAUGCUCAUUGUGGGACUUGCUUGUGUGCAUCCAAACCAUGUUAAGAGGCCAACGAUCAACGAAGCUGCCAGGAUUCUCAAAGGGGAAGCACCACUUCCCGUUUUGCCAGCAAGGAAACCAAAGCUCCGGCUUCGACCUGUUAUGCCUGAAUCCUCUGAGGAGGCACCGAGUUAUGAUGGAGACCGCGCUAGGAGUGCUAGUUCUGAUGAUCCACCAUUUUUGACUCCUAGAAGCAAUUUCAGCUAGAACAUGCCACUUUGGAUUUCAAAUGUUGAAAGUCUUUAAUUCUCUUUGUGUUGAUAUAAUCAGUUAGAUCCAAAUAUUAAGAGCUCUCUUGUUUAGCAACUUGCAUAUACACUUAUAACACAUGUGUGUGUGUAUAUAUAUAUAUAUAUGUUGCUGUCAAAUUGGCUGUAAGCUGACUUUUAGAGGAAUUGUCGAAUGUUAUAUACAGAUGAAAAUGAUCAAUGUUUUCACAUGAGAUACCAGUUCAAAUAACAAGACUGCUUUAAUUAUAAUUUAAGCGCAACUUCUGCAAGUAAACGUACCCAAAAAAGCAUAUAAUCCAGCUCCAUAAGAACAAUAUUAUCAAUAUCAAACACAAGAAAAUCCAGCCCAAGGAGGAAGGAGGUCUUGGAUUCAAGAACUUGGAGUUCUUCAGUCAAGCUUUGCUUGCUAAAC
Molecule: messenger RNA, 2600 nt
Organism: Humulus lupulus (European hop)
Lineage: Eukaryota; Viridiplantae; Streptophyta; Magnoliopsida; Rosales; Cannabaceae
Product: L-type lectin-domain containing receptor kinase S.6
Exons: 1
Coding region: 3-2165 (720 amino acids)
Biological process (GO): protein phosphorylation
Cellular component (GO): plasma membrane
Molecular function (GO): carbohydrate binding; ATP binding; protein kinase activity
Source: RefSeq, a predicted model, not a curated record